Molecule: messenger RNA, 2942 nt
Organism: Cavia porcellus (domestic guinea pig)
Lineage: Eukaryota; Metazoa; Chordata; Mammalia; Rodentia; Caviidae
Gene: Gck
Product: glucokinase
Exons: 10
Coding region: 784-2217 (477 amino acids)
Biological process (GO): glucose 6-phosphate metabolic process; glycolytic process; glucose metabolic process
Cellular component (GO): mitochondrion; cytosol
Molecular function (GO): mannokinase activity; fructokinase activity; ATP binding
Source: RefSeq, a predicted model, not a curated record
UAUUUUUGUUUUUCUAGCUCAGGGAACUUUGAGAUGGGAUCUGUGGUUGACAGUUGAAGAGUGCUGACUAAAACUUAUAUAUUUUACUUGGGGAUCCCUCAGGGUAGCCCUGGGGCCAUGCACCUGCUCCUGCUCCUGUGGCCAGGAAGCUUUGUGUCAGUGGGCUUGGGGGACCCCACACCCUGCAGUUGCCGAAGCUUCCCUGAAUGUCUGAGCCCUGGGUCCUUCGCUGCCUAUUUGGGUCCCCACUGUGGAUGGAGCUGUGCCUUUCCUGCACCUCCCUGGUCUUCUUUACAUGGGUCAUCUCUUCCCACCAGAGCACCAGGCUGCACCCCAGAUCGUUCACAAUGCACACAGGACCUCCCCAUUGAUGGGACCAAGGGAUCCCCCUUCCCAUCACCUCCAGUCGGCCUGGUCACCUCUUUCUGCUGAGUGUCCAGGAGUGCAGGGUGACAUGCUGGCUCAGCCAUGCCCCCCAGCAGCAAUCCCGAACCGCACCUUCCCCAUAGCCCUGUCCCCAGGGCCCUUGGCAACCCUGACCCUGUGAGAUCCUCUGCCCUUCUGGCCCUGCCCCUGACCCCGCCACAUCGGGCAGAGUAUUUCAGUAGCUGCCCACUGAGCACCUCAGUACAGAAGCCCUGGGCUGCCUGUCCUGGGCACCUCUGGCCAGGCAGCCUCACCUGCUCCAGGUGUCCUCAGACGCCACAGUGACACAGCCACACUCCAGCCUCAGCAGGUGGCUGCAGCUCCACUCCCCAAAACUCCCUGCUGCCCCUCAGACAGAUGGCCAUGGAUGAGGCCCGGAGCCGAGCACAGGCAGCCCUGACGCUGGCGGAGCAGAUCUUGGCAGAGUUCCAGCUGCAGGAGGAGGAUCUGAAGAAGGUGAUGCGGCGGAUGCAGAAGGAGAUGGACCGAGGCCUGAGGCUGGAGACCCACGAGGAGGCCAGCGUGAAGAUGCUGCCCACCUACGUGCGUUCCACCCCAGAAGGCUCAGAAGUCGGAGACUUCCUGUCCCUGGACCUGGGAGGCACCAACUUCAGGGUGAUGCUGGUGAAGGUGGGGGAGGGUGAGGAGGGACAGUGGAGCGUGAAGACCAAACACCAGAUGUACUCCAUCCCCGAGGACGCCAUGACAGGCACUGCAGAAAUGCUGUUUGACUACAUCUCUGAGUGCAUCUCUGAUUUCCUGGACAAGCACCAGAUGAAGCACAAGAAGCUGCCCCUGGGCUUUACCUUCUCCUUCCCUGUGAGGCAUGAGGACAUCGACAAGGGCAUCCUUCUCAACUGGACCAAGGGCUUCAAAGCCUCAGGAGCAGAAGGGAACAACAUCGUGGGGCUUCUGCGAGAUGCCAUCAAGAGGAGAGGGGACUUUGAGAUGGAUGUGGUGGCCAUGGUGAACGACACAGUAGCCACAAUGAUCUCCUGCUACUAUGAAGACCGCCAGUGUGAGGUCGGCAUGAUCGUGGGCACAGGCUGCAACGCCUGCUACAUGGAGGAGAUGCAGAACGUGGAGCUGGUGGAAGGGGACGAGGGCCGCAUGUGCGUCAACACCGAGUGGGGCGCCUUUGGCAACUCUGGCGAACUGGACGAGUUCCUGCUAGAGUAUGACCGCAUGGUGGACGAGAGCUCCGUGAACCCCGGUCAGCAGCUGUACGAAAAGCUCAUCAGCGGAAAGUACAUGGGCGAGCUGGUGCGGCUCGUGCUGCUCAGGCUGGUGGAUGAGAACCUGCUGUUCCGCGGGGAGGCCUCAGAGCAGCUGCGCACGCGCGGCACCUUCGAGACGCGCUUCGUGUCGCAGCGACCCGGGCGACCGCAAGCAGAUCCACAACAUCCUGAGCACUCUGGGGCUGCGGCCCUCCGCCACCGACUGCGACAUCGUGCGCCGCGCCUGCGAGAGCGUGUCCACGCGCGCCGCGCACAUGUGCUCCGCGGGGCUGGCGGGCGUCAUCAACCGCAUGCGAGAGAGCCGCAGCCUGGACAUGAUGCGCAUCACCGUGGGCGUGGACGGCUCGGUGUACAAGCUGCACCCCAGCUUCAAGGAGCGGUUCCACGCCAGCGUGCGCAGGCUGACGCCCCGCUGCGAAAUCACCUUCAUCGAGUCCGAGGAGGGCAGCGGCCGGGGCGCCGCGCUGGUGUCUGCGGUGGCCUGCAAGAAGGCCUGUAUGCUGGGCCAAUGAGGGCCCGCGAGGGCGCAGACGCGGGGCCACCGCUGCUCUGAGGACUGGAGAGGCCCCUGGAGCCCAGCCGGCCCCUUCUCUAGUUCAGUCGAUGGAGCAGAGCCCCUGCCUGGCUGGAGUGACUGCCAGGAGAAGCAGGCACAGAGACUCUGACCCCCUUGGCUUCCUUGCUGGAAUCAAAUACCCAGAAAGGAGUGGAUAACUCAGGACUUUGCAGUUCCGAGCUACCCACCCAGGGAGAGGGGACCCCCAGAAGGACGGGUUCUCUGGGCUGGCCUGGAAAUGGGUCUUGUGGGGCCUCACCCUGCAAGGAGAGGCAUCUCCAGAAGCUUAGCCAGACCAGACCAGAGCCCAAGGGGAAUGAGGGCUGCUGGCAGCUGGGUUGGUGUGUCCUUCCCUGUGGCUCAGGAGGCCUGGGACCCCCGGGAAAGGGGCCCCGCAGCAUGGAAGUGCUUCCCAGGCCACAGGGAUCUUUUUGGUCACACAGCCCCACCCCGAGUGACUGGUAGUUCUGGCCUGGCUCUUCACAGGAGAUGCCAAGGGAGCUGCAAAGGAUUUCCUGCAUUAUCAGGGGCCCUUACCUGUGCCCACAGGGAGGACGGUGUCCGUGGCUGUCACACUGGCCCAGGAAGAUGCUCCCAGCAGCAUCCUGCACACCUCAAAAGGCCUCCCCUUGUCCUCAUCAGGACAUUCAUGUGCCACGUGACCUUCUCUAUGCCCAGACCGGGCCUAUAGGGUUUUUAAUUAAAAACUUUAAAAGGUUUAA